AUGGGAAUCUCUUUGUUAAACCAGAUGAAGAAGCAAGCAUGCUCUUUUCUCCAUGACAAGUACAGAACUGCUAGGCUUGCCUUAACUGAUAUUACACAAGCUGAACUGUUGGCUGGGGAAGCAACAAAUAAUGAACCAGGGAGCCCUGAUGCCAAAACAAUGAGUACAAUUGCUGAGGCAUCCUUUGACGUUGAGGACUUUUGGAGAGUUGCUGAUGUUCUUCACAACAGGCUCGAGAGCAUAAACUGGGAGCAUUGGAGGGAGCUGUACAAAUCAUUGGUACUCCUGGAGUUCUUACUAACGCAUGGUCCUGUAGAAUUUGCAGAGGAAUUCCAACGCGAUUUCGAUAUCAUUCAAGAUCUUGGGGCAUUCAAACACAUAGAUGGCAAAGGGUUCAAUUGGGGUGCUAACAUGGAAAAGAGAGCAGAGAACAUACUUGAACUUCUAAGAGGAGGAGAGCCACUGAAAGAAGCAAGAUUGAAAGCACUCAAAAUAACAAGAGAGAUUCAAGGAUUUGGAAAUUUCACUCCCUCUCCUAACUCUUCAUCUUCAUCUUCAUCAUCAACAUCCUCCGAAGCAUCAAGAGCCUCUUCAUUUGGCUCAUAUUCCUCCACAAGUUCCAUAUAUGAAUUAGCUGCAAAUGACAGCAACUACUCUCAAGGAGGCUUGGAGGAAUUUGAAGAUAAACACAAAUGGAAUUGCCAUCCGAUUCAAGAAUCGGGUCGGUUGCUGGAUCCUGAUGAAGAUGAUGAGAAUAAUGCACAAGGUAUUAUAGGUAAAAUUUGCUCCAAGCUUGUUGGGAUUUCUCCUUCAAAAGACUGUGGUGGUAUUGGUGAUAAAGUGAUUUUGAGAAGCUUUUCUGAUGUUGGAAGACCAAAGAAAAUCUAUGAUCGCCAAUUUUCUCUAAGAUGUUAA
Messenger RNA from Tripterygium wilfordii, 915 nucleotides. Its product is annotated as epsin-3. Bases 1 to 915 code for a protein of 304 amino acids. Gene Ontology annotation, biological process: endocytosis. Gene Ontology annotation, cellular component: plasma membrane; endosome; clathrin vesicle coat. The transcript has 4 exons. The record is from RefSeq and is a predicted model, not a curated record. Gene Ontology annotation, molecular function: clathrin binding; phospholipid binding. NCBI's taxonomy places the organism in Eukaryota, Viridiplantae, Streptophyta, Magnoliopsida, Celastrales, Celastraceae.